This is a messenger RNA of Chlamydomonas reinhardtii, 1855 nucleotides long. RefSeq lists its product as uncharacterized. The coding region runs from base 66 to 1436 and encodes 456 amino acids. NCBI's taxonomy places the organism in Eukaryota, Viridiplantae, Chlorophyta, Chlorophyceae, Chlamydomonadales, Chlamydomonadaceae. The transcript is spliced from 11 exons. The record is from RefSeq and is a predicted model, not a curated record.
CUAGCGAGCAGCGCUGGCGCGCUCGUCAAUUGCUGGCUGUGCGCUUUCUGUAUGCAAUGUUGGUAAUGUACUUGAGCUGCUCCAAGACGCACGCACAGGUGGCAGCCGCGGACGCACCCGUGGUGCUGACGGAGGCUCCAGGCUUCCAUCGAGCCAGCGAGGCGGAGAUGGAGGAGGCGGGCAUUUAUAGAGACAACCUAGACGCAGACUUUGCGCCCUGGACCAACCGACGGUACAACGUACGGCAACUGUACGAGCUGGUGGCCACGCUCGUGAAGGGCCGGCCGCAGAAGUACCUCAGCCUUGUAGUCAUUAAGAAGAACCGGGUGGGCUGGCUGCCGCUGGCGGCGCGGCCCAUGGCGCUGACACUCAGCAGGAUGAAGGCCAUAGCCUCGGGGCUGCGCAACGCCACGCGCGCCGGCCUCACGUUCCCGGACAGCCUGUACCUGAUGAAUGUGUGGGACGAGGGCCGCUGCGUGCGGGAUGACAACAGCGCGGGGGGCGCCGCCGCCAAGACGGCGGGCAGCGGCAAGAGCGGCAAGGCCAAGCCCGCCCAGGCGCGCAGCCCCAAGACUCCCGCCUGCACCGUGCCGCUGUUCUCACUGAUCAAGUCGUGGGACUACGCGGCGGCUGACAGUGCGGAGACGGACGUGCUGCUGCCCUUCUUCAACCAUGUGUACGAGAACCUGGUGGUGUACCCCUGGGAGAAGAAGUACGACAAGGCGCUCAUGCGGGCGGCCAUGCAGGCCCAGAUGAAGCCCAACAGCACGCGGUUGUGGAUAAUGAAGCUGCAGGAGAUUGACCCCGACGGCAAGCGGCUGUUGGACGCGGGCAUCACCAACAACCUCAACAAGAAGAAGAAGGUCAAGUUGGCCAACUUCGUGACCAUCCCCGACCACGCGCGCUGGAAGUACCUGCUGUCUGCUGACGGGUUCACCGCCUCCUGCCGCCUGGGCAAACUCAUGGGCACCAACAGCGUGGUGCUCAAGGAGACGACCGAGUGGAUAGAGUACUACUACCGAUCGCUCCAACCGGGGACGCACUUCGUGCCUUUCACCAAGGACAACGUUCUGCAGGUGCUGCUGGAGCUUGAGAAGGACCCGCAGCGCUGCCAGCGGGUGUCGGCAGCGGCGCAGCAGUUCGCGUACACCUACCUGUCACAGCACGGGAAGGCGAUGUACGUACGGCGGGCGCUGCUGAAGUACAAUGGCAUGUUCGAUGACAUGUCGGAAUUCAUGUCGGAGCUGGUCUGGGAGCCGCCCCUCGACAAUCAGACCACGGGGUCGGGCAGCGGGAGUAGCAGCAGUGGGGCUGGGAGUACUGGGUCGGCGGUGGAUGCGGCGGCGGCGGCGGGCGCGGGCGGUGGCGGUUUGACUCUGGUUGGGCUCAUGGAGCAGAUGAAGGCGUUUGCCGAUAAGAAGAUGGCCAGGCGGUAAUGUAAUACGAUAGCCUGACACGCUGAGCUUUACAUGCGUUAUUGGCGUGUGGGGAAACUGGGCCACACGAAGCUGCCCUGCCGCAGUGCCCCCGACCACUUCGGUUGUCGAGCCCCUGAUUCGUUCCGACAUUGCUGUGUGGGGGUGCGCAGCAUCGGGCUGGGCGGCUGUGCCGUGUGGAUGUGGACUAGUGCCAUGGCCCAACAGAGCCGUGCAAUGCUACCGGCUACCGCACUGGGUGGCGAUGUGGCGCGUCAGCCUGCGUCAGCGGGCGCGGCACAGAACCGCAUGCAGUGAGUGUGCGACGGGACAGUGGUAAGGCAGGUUGGUGAAGUCCCGUCAGGUGUAGCUGAUUCCGCAUGCAGUGAGGCAGCGCAGGAUUGGGUACCGGCACUCGCAGCUCGAAGGCCUUAGCAAAC